GUUGAGCUUCUAGAGCGUUCUGUGGCGGAAGGGAGUGGACGUGUUGUAUUGAAAGAAAGUAGCGGUUUUUUGGCGUAAGUGACCAAACAUGGACCAAAGACAGGGGAUUUGUGUCCGUGUGGUGUUUUUGUGUUCGCUGGUGUGUCUUGGCUGGUCUGAAGACAUCGUGUAUGUCUCUGAGGGCGGAACUCUGCGGUUACAACCUGUCAUAUCCGGACCCUUCACUAGCGUGGUGUGGAAGUUCAACAAAGAUCUAAUAGCCGAGUGGGACGACGGCUCAGAAACCGUCUACUACGACAAGUUUCGAGGCCGAGCAAUCCUGAUCGAGACCACCGGGGAGCUGCACGUCUCCAAAGUGAAUGCGCAGGAUCUUGAAGGGAAGUUUACGGUGGAUUUGAAUAAUACCGCCGAGGCCGCCACCAUCACCGCCAUGAUCAUCGAACCAGUCCCCCAACCUGAUAUCCACCCGAGCCCGGUGGCGUGUACCCACCAGUCGGUCCGCUGCACGCUGCACUGCGGUGGAGACACCAGCAAGGCGGAACCGGUCAAGUUCCAGUGGAAGCACGACCAAAAAGAAAGUAGCAAGAGCAUCGUCAUUGACGUCAACACCCAGAAUGUGAAGAGCUUCUCCUGUAACUUGAGUAACCCCAUCAGCAUGAAGGAGAGCAAGCCCUUCAAAAACCCUUUCUAUCAAGACAACACAAUUGGACCGGGAGGGAUCACCGGACUGGUCCUAAUGUUCCUGGUUCUUAUUGCGCUCAUCGUGGGCGUCCUGUGUUGGUGCCAUAAGAAGAAACGCGCUGCCUUUGGUGUGAACGGAGAAGGUCGUCAACCUGGUGACAGCGCGGAGCGAGUGCAUCUGGAGUCCAACACUACGGCCACGACUUGACUUUCCCAUCUUGGAAGCUCUCUCCCAAUGCUGGAAGGACAUGACCUCCAUUUCGCUUUUCUAGAUACCAAAAACAGCUUUCUGGCGCUUUCAUUAAUCGAGGCUGUGUCUCUAAUGGAAUACUUAGGUCAGUACACUUAAAUAAGUGUACUGUCUACACUGUGUACUUAGCUCCCGAGUGUGGGAAUUUUGGCAAUGUUGCGCUGUCGCAACUCUGUUGCACACUUACUAGAAAUGAAGAUUGUAAUAUUGAACCACUUCCUCUUCUUUUAUUCCACUGCUGCUUCUAUUCCACCACUGUGGGUUGUUCCUCUUCUAUCAUCGUGCACUUUUUUUACUCGUGCAUUUUGCUUUACGGCUCAGUGUGAACACACUUAUGUACUCUAAAGACUUUAGUGUAAGUACACAAGUGUACCAAUUGAGACACAUCUCAAUUCUCAUUGACGACAAUUGGGGUGAAAUCCGAAAAGGGGGUGCAGUACUUGGCUGCAACCAGCAGAGACACUGGUGAGUCUCUGCUAUUUAAAAAAAAAAAAAAAGUUACGUUUCUACAUCGUGGAUUAAGAAAAUGUAGUUGAAGGUCCAUUUUACAUUUUUCUAUUUUACGUUCGGCACUCAUAGGUCACAGCUCUGAGGAUUGCACGCUUUAAUAUGCACAUAUCUUGAGGUGAAAAAAUAGCAGUUAUGUUUUAUUUAUUGAGAAAUGGAGGAAAAUGUGGACAUUAUUUUGAAAUGUGUUUGGGACAUCUGUGAAGUUUCCCCAUAUAAAUCAUUUGUGCAUAGUUGUGUUGUGAGUGUUUUAAAAAAUAAAAAAGGUUAAAUGUG
Molecule: messenger RNA, 1714 nt
Organism: Dunckerocampus dactyliophorus (ringed pipefish)
Lineage: Eukaryota; Metazoa; Chordata; Actinopteri; Syngnathiformes; Syngnathidae
Product: CD48 antigen-like
Exons: 1
Coding region: 89-889 (266 amino acids)
Source: RefSeq, a predicted model, not a curated record